Gekko japonicus is the source of this 1888-nucleotide messenger RNA. It is a transcript of the gene TMEM79, whose product is annotated as transmembrane protein 79. The transcript has 4 exons. NCBI's taxonomy places the organism in Eukaryota, Metazoa, Chordata, Lepidosauria, Squamata, Gekkonidae. Gene Ontology annotation, biological process: regulated exocytosis. Bases 316 to 1497 code for a protein of 393 amino acids. Gene Ontology annotation, cellular component: lysosomal membrane; trans-Golgi network membrane. The record is from RefSeq and is a predicted model, not a curated record.
CAUUGCAGCUUCCAGAAGGAGCCGUCCUCCGGUAACUGGAUUUACCUCCUAGCGAUCGGAGCAAGCUCAGUUUUGUUUCCUCAGGUGGAAAAAAGAAGGACUGUGCCCGAGAAAAUGAGAUGGCCCACCGCCUAAACUUUCCACAGAUGACCACCUCUACUUCCCAAAUCUACACAGAGGUAUUUUGCUCUCCUGAAACACAUUGUUUGUGAGUUAAGAAGAGAUCGCAGUCAUGGACAUCUAGCUUGAUGAACUUUUGCAACACAGGGGGUUGCCAGAGGCUGGAACAGCCCUGAAAAGGGUUGGAGACCCAAAAUGGCAGCCGCCAGUUCUGUUACCCCUUCUGAGGAGGUGGCGUUGGUGGCUUUCGGGAAGGACUUGCCCAGGGACAAGGUGAACCAAAGCUACCCUCAAGAGCAGAGUUCUGAGGAUCCUGAGGCUACCCUACGAUGGAAUGAUGCGUGUCACAGUUCCGCUUGUGAGACUGCAGCACUUGAAGUAUCUAAGAGUGACAUGAGGCCUAGUCCUGAGGGGAGCAGAGAAGAUGCCAAGGGGGGCCCUCUUGUGGGUGAUGAGGCCUUCUACAAAGCUCCCACCACCAGGGAGGAGGAUGGGGAGAGCAAUGGAAUGCCUGAAGCGGCAGCUCACGUCUUUGUUCCCAUUGACCCCUGUUGCAUUGAACACACCCCGACGGGGGAUGAGAAGAAGAGGAAACAACACGAAUGCGAAGAGGAAAUUGUGCUCUGUGAAAAGGAGAAGGGCGACUCUGAGAAGCAGAAUUUCAUCUCUCGUGGUUACUCAGCACACUUUGACGACUUGCCUAGCUGUGAUGGAGAGCGAGCCAAGUCGUACUCUGAGAGGCUGGAGUGCCUUCUGUGCCGCAACUGUAACUCUACCAACCUGAAGGCCGUGGCCUCCAUGAUUGGAGCCACAAUAAUUUUCCCUUGCCUGAUUUAUGGCGCGUAUGUCUUCCUGCCCUUUGACGCACCUCUGAUGCCCACCAUGAGCACCCGCUUGGUUUACACACUUCGCUGUGGCGUGUUUGCCACUUUCCCAAUCAUUAUAGGCAUGGUUGUGUAUGGAGUGUCCCGCCUCUGCUUCUCCUCCCUACAACCCUUUGGGGAGCUGCGGCGGGAAGUGGAGAUCCACCGCCACUACGUGUCCCAGUCGGUCCACCUUUUCAUCCUGUACUUCUUCAACAUCGCCGUUCUCUCCACUUACCUGCCUCAGGAAGGCCUCAAGCUCAUUCCUUUGCUGACGGCCCUCUUUGCCAUUUCACGGCUUCUCUACUGGCUGGCCUAUGCCAUGGGCCGUUCUUUCCGGGGCUUCGGCUUCGGCUUGACGUUCCUGCCCCUUGUCACCAUGCUCCUGUUCAACCUCUACAGCAUGUUUCUCGUAGAUCCAGAGAAUAUGUUCGCCGUGGGAGACAACAGUGCAGAGACGUCACUGGAGAAGGAGAGGGAGUUAGCAGGCUCCAAGCCUAGAUACUGGGGGUGAAAAGAAAUUGGGAGGGAAGAGGCAGAUGGGGAAGGAAUGACUGUGAGAUGAGGGAGACACGUAAACAGUCCUUGAGGGCUGUGUUGCCUUCAGCUCCAGGCAAAAGGCCUUGAACUUAGUCUUGGAGCAUAUAGAAAUAUUACAUCAAGAUGCUCACGUUCUACUGCAUGAAUGACUGAUGGGUUAAAACAGGUGAGGUACUUCCUCCUGAGCCUUGAUUUGGUAAAAGGUGUAGGCUAAGAUAUACCAGUAAUGAGAAAAAUCUCAAACGUAAGAAUCUUCCUCAAGAGGUAGACUGAGAAGAAGAACAGAGUGGAUUUGUAUCUCGCCCUUCAUUACCUGAGGGAGUCUCAGAAUGGUUUACAAUCUCCUUUCCCUUCCCCUCUCCACA